Messenger RNA from Peromyscus californicus insignis, 1293 nucleotides. Its product is annotated as protein FAM47E-like. Lineage: Eukaryota; Metazoa; Chordata; Mammalia; Rodentia; Cricetidae. The record is from RefSeq and is a predicted model, not a curated record. The coding region runs from base 1 to 1293 and encodes 430 amino acids. The transcript has a single exon.
AUGGGAGAUCACAGGAUGCCAGGAAACCAGGCCCGGCGGACAAUAAAGCCAAUAUCUCAAGACACUACUGGCAAGUCUGUGUGGAAGGACUCUUCCAAGUGUUUCUUAAAGCACAGGAAAGAGCCGCUGAGGUUGCCCACCUCUGUGGAGGGCCAGCACCGACCCUCUGUUAAGGAACGGCCAGAUGACUUCAGGAAAGUCGGGACAGCAAGUGAAGAGCUGACCCCGCGCAGCAUGGAGGGUACCAUUUUCCCUACGAUUUUUCGUGGAAUGCCCAGUCCGGUUGCCAACAAGAGCCCGAGAAAGCAGAUCGAUGACUCGGGAGUGUAUCAUCCACUUUUGCCGGUCCAGCAAACACGAAGAACCUUCUGGGACGACAUAGGUUUCCGCCAGAAUCAGAAUCUGCUGACUCCCUGGCCUCGAGGAGAAGAGAAUUCCGCAGACAUAUUAAUCAAAAUGCUGGAAACACCAAGACCUAACAGGAUUCUGGAGUACAAGUGGCCAUAUUGGGAAGAUUACAGGGAAGCAACCAAGCAGCCCACCAACACCUGCAAACAGUCCCAAGGCAAAUUAGAUCUGGAGCCUCACAAGCUUCCCUGGUCAUGCGAAGGCACUUGGCUCCAUGACGGCAAACCCAGGGGCCAGGAUAUGCUUAGCUCUAUUUAUUACAAGUACAUAUACAAAGGAGGGGAUGACGUCCGUGACUGGGCUGAACACCACCGAGAUGCCAUGAAACAAACUGACACGGGAUAUGAAAAUCAACCGAGCUACGAAGAAUCAUCUGCCAAGAAAACGGAUCCGCCCACAUUUGAUCUCAAGUAUGGCAAGAAAACGAGCAAAGGGAAGGACAUCAGACUCUCCAAACAGGACUCCAACUUCGAUACAAAACUCCAAAAACAACACGAUCCUCAUAAAUCCAGCAAGGAGAUUAGGUAUGAAUCAUCAUCAUACCUGAAAAAUCACCGGUUGAAAACCCUAGAAAAUGAAGACUCUGUAACAGAUUCCAAUGAACUUGAACUUCAAGGUGAAAACAUUGGUAAUCCAGAAAUCGCUGGAGAAGCUUAUGAACCAACUGACUGGAGAUACUUCAUAAGCAAGGAAGAAACUACACCAAGCACCCUGGAGCAGAUGUUUAUGAAGAGGAGAUGGGGUUAUGAAUGUUCUACUCCUACAUCAAACAUGUUUAAAGAUUGUUAUUGGAUCAUGGAUACAGGUGAUGACGACGAUGACGACGAUGAUGAUAAACAUGAAGAAGAGGAAAAAGCACAGGAACAGAAGAAAGAAAAUAACUAG